AAAAGCAAGAAAUUGUCUAGAAACGGGUCACUAUUAUUCUCUCUUUUCUUCUCUUCCCUCCAAAUCCAAACCUUCCCUUUCCUCUUUCUUGGGAACAUCAAAUUCUACAAACCUUUUUUUUUUUUUUAACAAGAAAUUGUUGGCUUUUUUCCUUCUCUUCUGAACGGUACUGUGAAGUUUAUUUCACACUUUUUCUUUUUAUGUGUUGCUUUUGUACUUCAAGUGUUAAAGUUAUCAUCUUUGCAAUUUUUACUUAAAUCGGUCUAGUCCAAGAACCCAUUUUUUCAUUUGGGAGUUGUUUUUUUUUUUUUUGAACAAGCAAUUGUUGGUUUUUUUUCUUUUUCUUUUUACCUUCUCUUCUGGACUGUACUGUGAAGUUUGUUUCACACUUUUUCUUUUUAUGUGUUGCUUUUGUACUUCAAAGUGUUAAAGUUGUCAUCUUUGCCAUUUUCACUUUAAUUGGUCCAGUCUAAGAACCUAUUUUUGCUCUUUCCAUUAAGUUUUCUAUUUCAGUUUGGUGUAUAUUCUUGUAUACCAAUGAGCAAUAAUGUUAUCUUUUGUUGCAUUUCUUCCUAAAUUUGUCAAGUCCAAGAACCCAUUUUGCUCUUUGCAUUAAGCUUUGAUUUGGGAAUAUUUCUUUUUCAAUCACUGUGUUAUUUUUCUUGUAUGAUACAGUUAUCACCUUUUUGCUAUUUUUGCGUAAGUUUUUCAAGUUCAAGACUUGAUUUUGUUCUUUGAAUUGAACUUGUAUCUGGGAUUUUUUUUUUAAACCUUUUUCACAAUUUUGGGUUCUUGAAAAUGGCGGAAGCUUCUUCAAAUGUUCGAUUGGUUCGUUGUCCUAAGUGUGGAAAUCUUCUCCCUGAGCUGCAUGAUUUUUCUGUUUACCAAUGUGGUGGUUGUGGUACUGUUCUCAGAGCAAAAAAUAAGGGGAUUUUGGAUGAUGGCUUGUCUGAGGUAUCAGAUGGUGAAAAGAUUAGAGCAGUUCCUGAUAGAGGAGACGUUGCUAUGACUGUAGAUACUGUUUCUGAUUUUGAUGAGGAACGUAGUGAAUUUCAACAGGGUAGGCUGACAGAAGGGAGAAGUCAUAAUGGAAGAAUGGUUUCACAUCGUCGGGUCAUUUCAGGAUCCAAUGAUAAGGAAGUUUUGGAUGAUUUUGAUAAAGCCAGAGAGGGUGAACCAAGUUUAAUUAAGUCGAGGUUAGAUACUAGGUUUAGAAGAGAUAACUAUUAUGAUGACAAGGAAUGUAGUACUUCUAAAGGCAAGAGGGAUCAUAGUAUUGGGGUGGAUAAUUACUGGGGAAAGAUUAAUACUGUUGAAUCUGUCGGUCUCGGUGUUAGCAACGGGCUUAAAAAGGUAAGGCCUUUGAUGGAUUCACUAGGUUCAGGACCACCUAUGGACAGUCGGUACAUGGAUAGAUCUUAUGCGAAUGGUCCUAAUGAAGGGCCUUUAGAAAAUGACAUGGGUUCUUACUAUGGCUCUGUUAACCAUAGGAGGUACAAUGGUGGUUUGGAUGGGGUAGCUGGAGUUCCAGACUUGGAGAGCAAUAGAGCCGAGCUCUUAAGGAAGAUCAAUGAAUUAAAGGACCAACUUAGCCGAACUUGUGAUGUUUCUGAGAAACCUAAGGAUUGGGUUCCUGUUGAUGGAAGGAUCGCUUCAACAUCCAUUGAUCCUUCUAGCAGGUAUGAUGUGCAUAACCAGGGGUAUUAUGGUCCAUCUAAGAAUAUUCAAGAGCGUCCAUACACAUAUGGACAUCAAGGAAAUGUUCCUUAUAAUGGUGCACGUGGUUCAAUGAUGCCAGACUCUUAUCCUUCAAACAACUUUUCACAUGAAUUUCUUGGAUAUGGACUGGAAUAUCGCCAGCAAAUGCUCAGAAAGCCUCCCCGUCAGAUGCCGUAUCAGCAUUUUACCCCAACAUACCCUGAACAUCAUCCUGGGCAUCAUGCGGAUAACUUCUUCAUACCACAUCCGCAUGAAGCCCUUUACCACCAAUCUUCAUGCUCUUGUUCACAUUGCUUGAACCGAAAUUAUCAUGUUCCUCCCGUGAUUCAACCCUCCGGUUUUGGCACCCGAAGGUCACGAAACGGCCCUGCUAAUCCCAUUCUACAUCAGCACAUGAACUCUGUGGGUUAUCAUGAAGGGCGGCGGCUUACUAGAAGUCAUAGUGACUUGGAGUCAGAAAAUGGUGGCCUUGGUAAUCAGCGUUAUCCGAGAAGAGUGGUUGUUGCCCAUAGAGUUGGACGUGUAUAUCAACCUAUAGCAGGUGGGGCACCUUUCGUUACGUGCUGUGGUUGCUUUGAGCUGCUGAAGCUGCCUAAGAAACUAAUGAUAACAGGAAAGAGCGAGAAGAAAAUGAGAUGUGGAUCCUGUUCGUCCAUAAUUAUAUUCCAACUCGGUAGCAAAGAGUCAGGUGCAUCCGUUCCUACAGUAGUGAAACAACUGUCUGCAAAUGAGAAUCUUGAAAAUGCUAAUGGUGGUUUUACGAAUGAUGAGAUGAGCCCUUGGUCUGAUGAUUAUGAUAACUCUAACUACCAUUUCACCGAUACUAAGCUCGAGUCACCUUCCAGGAGUCAGAAAUCAAAUUCCACUGAAGCUGAGAAGGGGCAUAAUGGUCAUUUCUCAUCGUCUAGUCUUUCUGAAGAUGAGCUAAGUCCAGAGAGUCCAACUGAAAUGCCCCUAGAAGAUGAUCCUCUACCGCUUCUAGAUUCUUCUCAAAACGACCAUGCUUAUAGUGUUUCUCCCAAAGACGUGGUGGAAAAAUACAGGAAGGAGGAGGACAUGAAGGAAAACAGAAGUACCUCUAGGCAGAAUUCUAUUAAAGAUUUAUCUAUGGCAGUGGAAAUGGAGACGAACGGAUUUGUACAUAGUGCUGUGUCUGUGGAAUCGAUUCAAUCAAGCAAAGAGGAAAAUUUAUCAAAAAGUUACAAGGGUGGUGAUUCUUUUAUGGGCUUUAUAAAAAGGAGCCUUGGAGAAUUAUCAAGAUCUCAUCAAAGUUCAGAGAACGUACGAGCAAAUGUGUUUGUGAAUGGCAGACCGAUACCAGAUCGCAUUGUUAAGAAGGCAGAGAAGUUAGCUGGGCCCAUUCAGCCAGGAGAUUACUGGUAUGACUACCGAGCGGGCUUUUGGGGAGUGAUGGGCCAUCCCUGCCUUGGCGUCAUUCUGCCAAAAAUAGAAGAAUUUAACUAUCCAAUCCCAAAAGAUUGUGCUGCUGGGAAUACAGGGAUCUACGUGAAUGGACGCGAGCUCCAUCAGAAAGAUUUAGAUCUACUUGAGAGCAGAGGUCUUCCUAUCACAAAAAAUAAGUCUUAUUUCAUUGAGAUCUCGGGAAGCGUUAUCGAUGAACACACUGGUGAAGAACUUGACGGCCUUGGCAAACUUGCCCCAACGGUUGAAAAAGUAAAGCAUGGAUUUGGUAUGAAAGUCCCAAAAGCAAUUGCAGAUCAAUAUGUUUAAUUGAAGGUGCUUGCUUCAGUUGCUUUCGAUCACCGAAAAGAUAAAUGUUUUCUUCUUUGGUAUGUAAACCUGAAGUGAAUUAGAUAUGAAGCCUGUGUAACUAGAAUCUGUAGAUUUCUUGUAGUAGAAAAUGUCAUGUUAUUUGGUGACAAAACUUAGAUAAUGUAAUUAUUUAUUGAUUUAUCUUCUUUAAUGUAGCCUCUCAUCAAUUGUACUGAAUCUCACUUACUGUUCACUUC
Molecule: messenger RNA, 3689 nt
Organism: Lycium ferocissimum
Lineage: Eukaryota; Viridiplantae; Streptophyta; Magnoliopsida; Solanales; Solanaceae
Product: protein ENHANCED DISEASE RESISTANCE 4-like
Exons: 5
Coding region: 799-3450 (883 amino acids)
Biological process (GO): regulation of defense response to fungus
Source: RefSeq, a predicted model, not a curated record